Messenger RNA from Nannizzia gypsea CBS 118893, 1527 nucleotides. Its product is annotated as 1,3-beta-glucanosyltransferase gel3. Gene Ontology annotation, molecular function: 1,3-beta-glucanosyltransferase activity. The coding region runs from base 1 to 1527 and encodes 508 amino acids. The record is from RefSeq and is a predicted model, not a curated record. NCBI's taxonomy places the organism in Eukaryota, Fungi, Ascomycota, Eurotiomycetes, Onygenales, Arthrodermataceae. Gene Ontology annotation, biological process: fungal-type cell wall (1->3)-beta-D-glucan biosynthetic process. The transcript is spliced from 5 exons. Gene Ontology annotation, cellular component: fungal-type cell wall; cytoplasm.
AUGGGGCCCUUGAAGACUAUUCUCUCUGUUGCACUGGCAGCCUGCUGGGCUCUCCCUGUUUUCGCCGCGGAUCUUGACCCCAUUGUGAUCAAAGGAUCUCGUUUCUUUUACAAGACCAGUGGUCAGCAGUUCUUUAUUAAAGGAGUGGCGUAUCAAGACAGCGAUAACACUGUCGACUCAUACAAUGACCCCCUUGCGAACCCCAAGGGAUGCAGGAGAGACGUUCCUCUCCUCAAGGAGCUACACGCGAACGUAGUCCGGGUGUAUGCCAUCCAUCCUGAAAAGAACCAUGACGAAUGCAUGCGGCUGUUUGCCGAUGCCGGUAUCUACGUCCUGGCUGACCUGGCCGAGCCGUCCCAGUCGAUCAACCGUGACACGCCCGAGUGGGAUGUCAAGCUCUAUGAUCGAUACACGUCCGUGAUUGACUCGCUGGCGAAGUAUACGAAUGUCAUUGGGUUUUUCGCAGGGAAUGAAGUUACUAACGACCGCUCCACGACGGAUGUCAGUGCCUUUGUGAAGGCUGCGGUCCGAGACAUGAAGGCUUACAUCUACGAGAAGGGAUAUCGACAGAUGGGCAUUGGGUAUGCGACUGAUGACGAUGCAGAUAUUCGACGGAACCUUGCUGCGUACUUUGACUGCGGCAUAGAUGACGAGCGUAUUGACUUUUGGGGCUAUAAUAUCUACGAGUGGUGUGGUGACUCUACCUUUGAGACAUCUGGAUACGCAGACCGCACCAAAGAGUUUGCUAAAUAUAAUGUUCCGGUGUUCUUUGCGGAAUAUGGAUGCAAUACAAUCCAACCCCGGAGGUUCAGCGAGGUGCAGGCGAUUUACGGCCCCCAGAUGACAGGUGUCUGGUCCGGCGGGAUUGUCUACAUGUAUUUCCAAGAACAGAACAACUAUGGACUUGUCGAUGUAUCUGGAUCCGGGAUCAAGAAGCUUCCGGAUUUUACUGCUUUCGCGAACCAGAUGGCCAAGGUGAGCCCCAAGGGGCCCAAAAUGGCUGCUUACACACCAGUGAACACGGAGAAUGCCCCCUGCCCUACCGUAAGCAGUGGUGUCUGGGAAGCAUCGCCAAAACUGCCCCCAACGCCGGACAGGGAGCUCUGUGACUGCAUGACGAGGUCCAUCACCUGCCGAGCCAAGUCUACUGUACCCGACGAGGACCUGUCUCGACUCUUUUCGACCGUGUGCGGGCUUUCCCCUAUGGCCUGUGAAGAAAUCGCCUCCAACGCAACGAGCGGCGUGUAUGGAAUGUACGGGAUGUGUAGCCCGAUAGACCAGCUGUCCUGGGCAUUCAACACGUACUAUGAGGAACAACUCAAGAGAGGAAACGGACACACCGCCUGCGACUUUGGCGGUGCAGCAGCUACGCAGACGGCGGUCAAGCAGCCCGUCUGCACCGUCAAACCACAGGUAUCUAUAAAGUCGUCGAAGAGUAAUGCACCAACGUGGAGGAAUGCCAGUAGCUGGGACGUCGCCGGCAUAAGAUAUGCCAUCUUUGCAGGACUAGGCCUGUUUUUGUUUUGA